CUGAGAGGCACCAGGCCCAACCGCCACACCACACACCUCCCAGCUCUGCAGACGAGAUGCAGCAACUGUGUGUGUAUGUGCUGAUCUUUGCACUGGCUCUGGCUGCCUUCUCUGAAGCUUCUUGGAAGCCCCGCUCCCAGCAGCCAGAUGCACCCUUAGGUACAGGGGCCAACAGGAACCUGGAGCUACCCUGGCUGGACCAGCAAGGCCUAGUCUCUCACCACCGAAGGCAGCUGGGACCCCAGGGUCCCCCACACCUCGUGGCAGACCCAUCCAAGAAGCAGGGACCAUGGAUGGAGGAAGAAGAAGCAGCCUAUGGAUGGAUGGACUUUGGCCGCCGCAGUGCCGAGGAUGAGAACCAACAACCCUAGAACCAAGCUUCAGAGCCCAGCCACCUCCCACUCCAUCCCAGCCCUAUCCCCUGAAAAACUAAUCAAAAAUAAACUAGUUUCCAGUGGAUC
Molecule: messenger RNA, 461 nt
Organism: Macaca mulatta (Rhesus monkey)
Lineage: Eukaryota; Metazoa; Chordata; Mammalia; Primates; Cercopithecidae
Gene: GAST
Product: gastrin
Biological process (GO): G protein-coupled receptor signaling pathway; response to food
Cellular component (GO): extracellular region
Molecular function (GO): hormone activity
Source: RefSeq, a predicted model, not a curated record